UUUUAUUCCUUUCGAUGUCGUUUGCCUUUCAUCGCGCCGUUUUUCAGGCUUCCGUGGGGUUUUUUCUAAAACAGAGAGAUUUCAGAGGAAGCAGAAAAGGGAAGCAAUGAAAGCCUCGGAGUCUUCAGUGAAACCCAGCAACAAUUAUCCUCAAAACAGAGAAAAGCCAACAAAACCCAGUUUCAGGCCAGCCAAGGACGAUACUAAGCCUAUCCUCCAAGACCCAAUAUUGAGAUCGGAUCCCAUUGAGACAGAGGAAGCUGUGCUGCGAUUGCCCCCCUUUCCAUUUGCCAGAACAACGAACCCCAAAUCCUAAAUCGGUUGAGAAGCCAUCAUUGGAAUUCUCUUUUUUUCUUUAAAUUGUAUUUUUUCUUUUCAUUUUGGAUUAUGGGAUUUGUGGUUUACUAGAGUAUUUUCACUAAUUGAACGUGUAAUGCCGUGCUCACUCUGAAAAAUGUUGUCUACUUGUCUCUGCUUAAUCGUGUGCUGCCUUUUUAACUCCUUUUGCUAACUGGAGGGAUUUUCAAGAGGAGAAUUACAAAAACGAUAUAAUAACAAAAAAAAAAAAAAAAUUUC
Messenger RNA from Morus notabilis, 576 nucleotides. RefSeq lists its product as uncharacterized. The record is from RefSeq and is a predicted model, not a curated record. The transcript is spliced from 3 exons. Lineage: Eukaryota; Viridiplantae; Streptophyta; Magnoliopsida; Rosales; Moraceae. The coding region runs from base 107 to 316 and encodes 69 amino acids.